Messenger RNA from Encephalitozoon intestinalis ATCC 50506, 1656 nucleotides. Its product is annotated as preprotein translocase subunit Sec63. NCBI's taxonomy places the organism in Eukaryota, Fungi, Microsporidia, Unikaryonidae. Gene Ontology annotation, molecular function: RNA binding; transmembrane protein transporter activity. The transcript has a single exon. Gene Ontology annotation, cellular component: Sec62/Sec63 complex. The coding region runs from base 1 to 1656 and encodes 551 amino acids. Gene Ontology annotation, biological process: SRP-dependent cotranslational protein targeting to membrane; post-translational protein targeting to endoplasmic reticulum membrane. The record is from RefSeq and is a predicted model, not a curated record.
AUGGCAUAUGACUACGAGUAUGAUGAGUCGGGGCUUGCCUCGAGCUAUUUGUUGCUAUCGAUGCUGGUUCCUGUGGCUUUGUAUAUGACAUACGACUUGGUUGAUAGUACGCCGAUCCGAAGGGUACGGUGCUUUUGCCCUGGAUGUAAAAACAAGAAUGUGAAGAGGAAGACUAAGAGGAAGGUAUUUACAAUUAUUAUAUGGAUUGUUAUAUCGUAUUUGGUUGGGAAUAUCCGAACUUUGAAGAUUGAGUACAAGAAGGGAUUUAACCCUUUGGAGGUGCUUGGGAUAGACGAGGAUGCGGGAGAGAAGGAGAUUAAGAAGAGGUUGAGAAUGCUCUUGAUGAAAUACAACCUUGGAAAGGCACCGGAGGAGCUUCGGAAAGAGUAUGAAGAAAAGCAGAAGAUGAUCAACAGGGCGUAUGGGCUUGUGAGCAACAAGAAAAAAUACGAGACGUGGCUGAACAGGGAGUCGAAGACUGGGGAGAUUGUAGCGAUUCCUAAGAUGAUUGUUAGCCAGGGGAUUUACGCAUUUGUGUUGUACUCUCUACUUUUGGGGGUACUGCUUCCCCGGUGGGCAUACAGGAAGUGGAAGGAAAUUCGUGACCUUAACAGGGUGGGAGUGAACUUCCGAACGAUGGAGAUGUUUUAUGAGAAGAUCGAUGACAGGAUGAACCAGGGAAAGUACAACCAUGACGUGGUGGAAAAGCUGAUGGCCCUUAUGACGAGGUCGGUUGAGUUUAUGGAGUAUGGAUGGAAGAGCAAUGUAGAGGGUCUUCGGGGACGGAUUGAAAGCGGAUUUGGAUAUCCACUACGAGACUGUGGAAAGGAGGGGAAGGGAUAUCUUGUGUUGAUGGAUCAUUUGUUUAGGACUGGACAGGCGGCAAAGAGCGAUGUGGAGUAUGUGCAAAAAGCAUCUCUUCGGCUGAUAGAGGGGAUGAAGGCGAUUGGAAUUGCAAAGAGAUACGGAAAUGUUGUGAAGAGCCUUGUGGUUCUUGAGUCGAUGAUUAUCCAGGCGGUAUUUGAUCCGAAGUAUUGGAUGCUGGAGAUUCCCUUUGUGAGGUUUGAAGACUUAUUUAUCCAGGAGAAUAGGAAGGAGAAGAUGUCUGAGGAGGAGUGUCUAAGGGCUUUCUUCUCAGGAAGCAAUCUAGAGUCUGGAAUGAAUGUAUACAGAAGCAUUCCUGUAAUUAAGAUAAGUGAGUUCAGUGCAUCUGUGAUUGAGACAGGGGUUGUCAAGGACAUUAGUGAUGUCUCUGAGUCUGAGACAGAAAAUCUUGUUACCCGGAAUGAAGGGGAGGAAGGGGUACGGAACGGGAGGUCUGAGCAAGCGGUGUAUGUGAUUCCCGGGGGUAGCAUUGCAACAAUCAACGUGACCCUUGAGCGAGAGUGCUAUCUUGAUGAAAAGAAAGGAGAAGUUAUAGUGCAUGCACCUUUCAUGAAGGAAUCCUUUUUUGUCAAGUGGAUUGUGAUGUUGACCAUAGACAAUGUUAUCUAUGGGAAGAUACAGAUUAUAGACGACUUUUCGAAAAAGGCUAAGGUUAGAUUCAGCAUUGACUCUGGAGAGCUAAAGAAGGCAUGUGAAUGUAAGGUAUUUGUGGGGUGUGGAGAGUAUCUGAAUAGAAAUGCAGAAAAGAGUAUUGUGAUCAAAGUUGAAUAA